AUCAUGAAUGGCUCAAACAUUAUGAAUGAUAUCGAGCAGCACAUCUCCAGCGUACGACUUGGGGUUCUGUCUCCAACCUCAACUUGUCAUACCUUUGACGAGCGUGCAGAUGGAUUUGGCCGAGGUGAUGGCAUAUGUGCUGUUUACCUCAAGAGAUUCUCAGCAGCCAUUGCGAACAAGGAUCCAAUUCGCGCUGUGAUACGAUCCACCGCUGUCAACAGUAAUGGAAGAAGCCAAGGCAUUAAUCAUCCUAGCUCGAAGGGUCAAGAAGCUGUGAUCAGGGAAGCAUACACCAAAGCAAAUCUAAACUAUGAAGACACAGGCUACUUUGAGUGCCAUGGUACCGGUACUCCGGUCGGCGACCCCAUCGAGGUUCUAUCAGCUGGAAAUAUCUUCGCGCCUGGCAGAACACGGCGAAAUCCUCUAUUACUGAGUUCCAUCAAGACCAACAUCGGCCACACUGAGGGUGCAAGCGGACUCGCAAGCGUGAUCAAAGCAGUAUUGAGUAUUGAGAACGAACUUAUACCUGCGACAGUGGGAGUAGAGAAGCUCAAUCCAGCAAUCGACUUCAGGGAGGGACGCCUCGAGGUUGUCAGAACCACUAUGCCCUGGCCCGAAGGUCUACUCAAGCGAGUGAGCAUCAAUUCCUUUGGAUACGGUGGCGCGAACGCACAUUGUAUCAUUGAAUCUUGCGAUGUACUUCUACAUCCUAGCCAAGCAAUUCCGAGGCCUGUCUCAUUUAGAGACAAUGCCAUUGCGACUGAGCGUCACGGGACUGAAAAUUCUGAUUUCGUGGUCCAGAGAACUCCUCAGAAGCAUCUGCUUGUGUUCUCAAGUCAUGAUCAGCUCACUCUUGAAAGGAACAUCAAUGCACUGGCAGAAGUGGCUGACAAGUAUUCAACGGCAGACAUUGCAUACACUUUGACCAAAAAGACGAAACAUCGCUGCAAAGCGUUUGCGACCACGACCGAAUCAGAUGUGAAAGCGUGCUUCAUGGCGCAGCGGAUACAGCGUGGUCCUGAUUCGAUAUCUGAACCUCUAGUGAUCGCGUUCGUGUUCACCGGGCAGGGUGCGCAAUGGCCCGGUAUGGGCUUUGGACUCAUUCAGCAAUUCGAAAACAUUGCUCUUACAGUACUCCUUCGAUCUUGGGGAAUACAACCAAAAGCUGUCGUUGGACACAGUUCUGGGGAAGUAGCGGCAGCUUUUGCAGCAGGACUACUGACAAUCUCAGAAGCUAUCGCGAUCGCUUAUUAUCGUGGCAUAGCAGUCACAAAGUAUGGCAAACCAGGAGCUAUGAUGGCUGCGGGCUUGGCCCCGAGGAAGUACAAGCCU
Molecule: messenger RNA, 1332 nt
Organism: Aureobasidium namibiae CBS 147.97
Lineage: Eukaryota; Fungi; Ascomycota; Dothideomycetes; Dothideales; Saccotheciaceae
Product: thiolase-like protein
Exons: 2
Biological process (GO): secondary metabolite biosynthetic process; fatty acid biosynthetic process
Molecular function (GO): fatty acid synthase activity
Source: RefSeq, a predicted model, not a curated record